AUGCCCUUGAUCGCAGUAGGAAGGCUGGCGGGCGCGACACGUCGGGUGCCAAAGGCAGCCUCUAAUGAGCGAGCAGUUCCGGUCGGGCGGGAGAGGCCUCACCCUCUGCGGGGAAUAACGGGAAUAACGAGGCGGGCAGCGCCUGUGCAGGGCUACCGGCUGACCAACGCGGGCUAUGACUACCUCGCUUUGAAGGCCCUGUCUUCCCGGCAAGUCAUCGCUUCCAUUGGAAACCAGAUGGGCGUUGGUAAAGAAUCAGAUAUUUAUAUUGUUGCAAAUGAGGAGGAGCAACAGUUUGCACUGAAGCUGCACAGGCUUGGAAGAACUUCCUUUCGCAACCUUAAAAAUAAACGUGACUACCACAAGCACAGGCAUAAAAUGUCAUGGCUGUAUUUAUCCCGGCUAGCAGCAAUGAAGGAGUUUGCCUACAUGAAGGCUUUGCAUGACAGAAAGUUUCCUGUUCCAAAACCUGUGGACUACAACAGGCAUGCAGUAGUUAUGGAACUUAUUAGUGGUUACCCCUUAUGCCAAGUGCACCAAAUGGAAGAUCCUGCCUCUGUCUACAGUGAAUUGAUGGAUCUAAUUGUAAAACUUGCCAAUCAUGGUUUAAUCCAUGGUGAUUUCAAUGAGUUUAAUCUCAUAUUAGAUGAUGAUGACCGUGUCACCAUGAUUGAUUUCCCUCAGAUGAUAUCAACAUCACAUCCAAAUGCUGAAUGGUAUUUUGAUAGAGAUGUUAAAUGUAUUAAAGAGUUCUUUAAGAAACGUUUCAACUACGAGACACAGUGUUUUCACGUAUCAAAAGAAACCUAUUUGUACUUCUUCCUCAGGAGAGAGUGUUCUCUUGACAUCGAGAUUGCUGCCAGUGGCUAUACAAAAGAAAUGCAGGAAGAUGAUGAACUGCUUUACCCCGCAGGUCCUGAUGGGGAGGGUCAUGAAACAGGCGUGUCAGAAUUUGUAGAAGGUCCUGAGUCUACGCUCAACCUUCUCAGCUCAGAUAAAGAUGGCAGUGGAGACCUGAAUGAAGUGGAUGAUUUCCCUGAAAGCAGCUCCUCUAAAGGCUUGAUGAAUUGCAGUGAAGAGUCUGAUAUGACUGAAAGUAGUGAAAAUACAGAGAGGCUGAGUAUGUCCCAGUUAAGUUAUGCCUUAGAACAAGUUGAAGAGCAGCCUACCCUUUGGAACAAUAAUGAUGCAGAGAGUUCUGUAAUUGAUUUUACUGAGGAAAAAAGGAUAACUGAAAAUGCUGCCGAAGUUCAAAAUCAGACAGGUGCAGGAGAAGGCCCUGGUGACAAGGACAAUGAAGACGAAUGCCCUGAGCUGGUUGACUUGUCAACAUUAAACAAGCAAUUCAGGCCUUACAGAAAUGAAGAGAGUAUGAGUCACAUUAAUGAGCACAGAACCCGGACUAAAAGUAUCACAUCAGUCAGCAGUGUUGGGAGCUGUUCAACCAUUCCACCGGAACUGGUGAAACAGAAGAUAAAACGGCAGCUGACCAAGCAACAGAAGGCUGUUCAGCGGAGGCUGCAGAAAGGAGAGGCCAAUAUUUACACCAAACAGCGUCGAGAAAAUAUGCAAAACAUUAAGUCAAGUUUGGAUGCAGCUAGUUUCUGGGGAUAAUUUAUGAAAACUUCCUUUAG
This is a messenger RNA of Tinamus guttatus (white-throated tinamou), 1634 nucleotides long. NCBI's taxonomy places the organism in Eukaryota, Metazoa, Chordata, Aves, Tinamiformes, Tinamidae. The record is from RefSeq and is a predicted model, not a curated record.